Messenger RNA from Bipolaris sorokiniana ND90Pr, 189 nucleotides. RefSeq lists its product as uncharacterized. The record is from RefSeq and is a predicted model, not a curated record. The annotation marks the transcript as partial. The transcript has a single exon. Lineage: Eukaryota; Fungi; Ascomycota; Dothideomycetes; Pleosporales; Pleosporaceae.
CGCCGUGUCUAUUUGCUAACGCCUAAUAAUUAUAUAUUAUUAACUGUAACUGAGUGCGUUAACGCUGUAGGCUACGCUAUCUUACUAAUAAUUAUUAUUAAAGGCGAUGCGCUCCUUGAGCGCUACUUUACUAAUUUGCCUAAUAACUAUCUAAUCGCGUAUAGCGAUAGUGGCUAUAUAAACGAUUAA